Molecule: messenger RNA, 1038 nt
Organism: Acanthoscelides obtectus
Lineage: Eukaryota; Metazoa; Arthropoda; Insecta; Coleoptera; Chrysomelidae
Source: the annotation of a GenBank genome assembly
AUGAAACCAUCUAAACUGCAAGAUCAUCUGAGAAGAUGGCACCCUGAUAAAACAGAGAAAGAUUUGAAAUACUUUCAAACACUCAAAGAUAAAUUUCAGAAGAGACCUACACUGGACAGAAUGUUCGCUUCGACGUCACAAAGAAAUGAUGAUGGUUUGCGGGCAUCUUACAAUAUCUCGUUACUUAUAGCAAAAUCCGGAAAACCGCAUACUAUCGGAGAGAAGUUAAUUUUGCCAGCCGUUGAAGAGGUAUUAAAAACUGUUUUACACAAACCUGUAUCUGAUAUCAUUAAAAGAAUUCCCUUAAGCAACAAUACUGUUGAAAGACGUAUUGAUGAAAUGAGUUCUGAUAUUGAAAGCUUCUUAUGUAAUCAUUUGCAAACGACCCAUUUCUCUAUACAACUGGACGAGUCAACUUUACCUGAUAAUGCAGCAUUAUUAUUGGCAUAUGUUCGUUUUAUUAUGAAUCAAGAAAUCUACGAAGAACUGCUCUUCGCAAGAACUUUGAUAACCGACACUAAAGAAUUUCUGGAUGCUAAAGAUAAAAUUUUAAAAGAAAAUUUAAUGAAGAGGAAAACAGACAUCGCCUAUUUAACAGAUUUGUUUACAAAAUUUAAUUUGCAAUUACAAGGCGACAGUUUAAAUUUGAUUAAAAAGAAGUCCAUCUUAUCAGCGUUUCUUGCCAGAGUUAAACUAAUGAAGCAUAUUGGACGGGGCGAAUUUUCUCAGUUCCCCAAUUUGUCACAGACAAGCUACCAGGAAGACGACGUUUCAACUUACGUUCAACAUUUAAAUGCCCUCUAUUCAGAUUUUGAAUCUAGAUUUGAGGAUAUUUUGACAAUGGUAAUACCACCGUGGAUAAUUAAUCCAUAUGGUGACAUAGAAGAAACGAAUGUCAUAAUACAAGAGAAACUGACUGAACUAAGUACAAACGAAGAACUUAAGGUUCAGUUUAAAAACGGAUAUCAGCAAUUCUGGCUGCAAAACAACAUACCCGUUACUUAUCCCCUGCUGAUCCCUUAUCCAAACCUGAGAUAA